UCGAGAUGGUUUUUAUGUCCACGCCGACGGCUUCCGGUUAAGGGCGCCGUCGGCCCUAACUCAUUAGGCCGGGACUAGUGCGAAGUUCUAAGCCGCCGACAUCGGGCGCACCUCGUCGUCGGCAAAAUCAACGACCACCGGGGGUGAGGGGACCAGUGUUCUUAUUCGCCCUAAACCCUAUGUGCACAUGACUGUUUCUAGAGCGAAUAGCGAAUAGAGAGAUGGUAAUUUCUGAGAAUGGCUCGCGUUUCGUCAAUCAGCUGAUGAGAGAGGUGACGACCAAGCUGAAAAAAGACCUCGCUCGGAGAAACAAAAAAAGGGCCGCGAAAAGCACUCUUGCUCUAUGGAUGAAUUUGAAAGCUGUGUGUGUACUGGCUGUGCCAGAUAAAAAAGCCCUGAUCGCCCUGGCGCCUCGCGGCCGCUCGGCGCGCAGGGGGUCGGUCCCACCCCCUCUUCGAGUCCCGAAGAAUAAAACCCCCUACAUUCACAUUACCCCCGACUGCCAGAGGAAGAAGAUGACGAAGAAAAAGAGACGACACAGAGAACGCUGCCAUUUCGAAGGCGAAUUGUGUUUUAUACGCGAACCGUUUCACGUAUCCACACUUUAGUUUAUCUACUUUAUCCCAGUGUGCUUGUCCUAUUCCUUCAUGUUGAUAUCCUGGCCGGAAGAGAUUAACGUCUGGCGUAAAAUCAUAUUGGCCAGGACAAAACGGCCAGGUUUAGGGUUGAAUUUUUUUAGAUCGGGAGCGGUUCCCCAAGCAUGGAUGUAUGAACCCACCGUGACAGAUUUAGUAAAGUAAAGUAAAGCACAGUAGUGUACUAAACUCUCGACUAACGCUUCCAAUAUCAUGAUCAUUCACCUGUCAACAAGCCACACUGCUGCUCCUAUGAUUGAGUCGGUUAUUUCUCGGCUGUUUCUUCUCCUUUUCGGAUGAGGGAGCGUGUAUCGGACUACACCCAACCCCCUCCACCUACCCUCAUCCCGCGAGACGGCGGCGGGCCCCCCUGUUGCGCAUGCAACGAGAAAGGGACGUCUGCGCUGUCCACAUGCAGCCGACGAUGUGACUGCCGGAAUCACAAGCGCCUCUGCACUAACUGUGUCAACUGCAAGCGCGGCACAUGCACGAAUUUUGCGUAUCCGGCGGACCCGGCCGUUUGCGAUGAUGAUGAUGAUGAAUCGGAUGCCGUCUCCCCCUCUGCUGGCCCUGCCGUGCCCUCCACGGCUUCCUUUGUCGAUGAGAAGAUGCGUGAGGCCUUCGGCGAGCCCCUCGUCAACUCCGCCGGUGGACCGACUUUCCCUGAGUGGGAGGCAUAUCACGAGCGGGUCUGCCAGCUUCGACUGCGGUGCGUGAAGGAUCUCAGCAAGCUUGGCAACCUUGGCCGCGCCAUCGCCGAUGCCAUCGCUGAUGAGGUGGAGAAGAUCUCCAAGCUCGAGGCACCGUCCGAGCGGGCUGGCGUCUUCGUCCGCACACUCAUCCAGCGAGAUCCGGAUGUCAAGAGGAAGCGCGAUGUCAAGCGGAUGCUCUGGAGGCGGCUGGAGAUGUGGCAGAAGGGGCAGGUGGAGGAGCUCGUGUGCGAGGCGGAGCGACUGGACCAGCAGUUCCCCACCACUCAGCCUCAGCUGGACGACGCGUCGGUCUAUCGCAUCUUCAACAAGCUCAUGCUCGAGGGCAAGGUCCGGGCGGCCGUCCGCUUCGUCACCGAGAGGGGCGGCGGGGGGGUCCUCCACCCAUCUGCUCAGGCCGAGGAGCGUCCCCCGGGGGUCACGGUGCACGAUGUCCUUCGCGAGAAGCACCCACCGCAGCAGCAGCCGCACGAGGAAGCCUUCCUUCCCUGUGACGACCUCCCUCCCCUCAUUGACGUGGACAUCACGGACUCGACCGUGGAGCGAGCGGCACGGAGCCUCAGUGGGAGCGCUGGACCGACCGGUGGCGAUGCGAACUUCUGGCAGACCUUCCUCCUCCGAUACGGUGCCAAGAGCGGCCGCCUCCGCGCGGCUGUGGCCUCGCUCGUCUCUACCCUGGCCAACACCAUCGUCCCAUGGGACAAUAUCAAGGCCCUGCAAGCGUGCCGCCUCAUCGCUCUCGACAAAUGCCCUGGCGUCCGCCCCAUUGGCGUCGGGGAGGUGCUCUCUUGCCUGGCUGGCAAGUGCAUGGCCAUGGUGACCCGCUCUGACCUGGAGACGACCUGCGGCACUGAUCAGCUGUGCAUCGGUGUGAAGGGGGGCCUGAGGGGGCUGUGCACGCGGUGAAUGACCUCUUUCAAGAGGACGAGACCGAGG
Messenger RNA from Vitrella brassicaformis, 2281 nucleotides. Lineage: Eukaryota; Vitrellaceae. The record is from the annotation of a GenBank genome assembly.